CAGCCACCCAACCGGCCUACAUCCGAUCACGCAACCUAUCCCUACAAUCUCCAUCCCCCAGUCCCAUAGAGGACGACGGCACGGUCGCCGGUCGAUCUACUUGCAACUAUGGAGGAAGUAUUGGUAGAUCGCUACGUGAUUUUCGAAGAUGAACUGGCCAAGGUAAUUGGAGAAAGAGGAGGAACGCCGGAGUCGCUCACCGUGGAGUCUAUGCCAAGGACCUCAGGGGCAAAGAGAUGGAAGCAGAGCUACAAAGAGCGACGAAAGAACUGAUGCGGCGGUAUCGUGAGGAGGUCGAGUUGCCGGCGGACGAGAUCCUGCUCCAGCGCAAGGCGUCCCGCCCCAGCGCAGUGAAGAAGGUGGCGGUGCCGUUAACCGGCAACUGCGACGACCACGACGCCGACUUCUACUCUCAGGCAUUAGACGGCAUCGAGCCCCACCUUCGUCAGGUCGCCGACCCCCCCGGACUCAACUCUUUGGUCCUUCGGGUGUCUUGGCCGGGUGACUCUGCCUUACGCCGCUUCCCCACCGGUGCAUUCAUCUCCAGCGCCGACCACAACCUUCUUGCCCUCUACGUUGGCCCCUACCGUCCCAUAUUCGCUGGGGCAGGGUUCUACCUGGUCUACGAUGCCUGGGCCAACUCGGUCGCAGUCGUCCCGCAGCUGCCCUCCCGCUCCAUCAACGUGUUCUCUCACUGCAACAUUGGAGCAGGGGUUGCCGUCCUGCGCCACAACCUUCCCAGUGAUUACAUACUGGUGGAGCUACUUCCCCGUCAAGACAACCGAGGUCUCAUCUCAACCAGUGCAACUUUCUGUAUGUGGUGGUCGUCUGGCCCGGCUGCUGGCCGGUGGAUCCAGAAGGAAGUGGUGCUUCCACUCCCAUCUGAGCCUGAGGAAGACAGCUCACAACCCGACUACAACUUCUGUGCAGACACCAUUUUCACCGCUGGAACCAACUGUCUUUGCUGGGUCGAUCUUCUUCAGGGUAUAUUAAUCUGCGACCAUGUCCUUGAUCAUCAUCCAGAAUUUCGUUUUGUUGCAUUGCCAUGGGAGUGUUCCGUAAACAUCAAGCCUGACCCUGAAGGAGGACGGGGGAUGCCGGACCAGUACCGUUCGAUGCGCUGUGUCAGGCGUGGUGAUGAGCAUAUCAUCAAAUUCAUCUCCAUGCAUGGCCAUGGUCAAGGAGCAGACAUCAGUGAUGUGGCCCUCAUGAUAUGGACCCUUGAUCCCUGCGACCCGAUGUCAAAGUGGAAGGCAGGCAAGACAUCCUUCCGCAUUUCAGACCUUUGGUGUGACCCAAUCUACAAACGUGAGCUGCCGCCCCGCACACCCAGUUGCCCUGUCGUUAGCUUGGUACAAGAUGAUGUUAUCUACAUCACUGUUGAGGACAUGUUGAAUACAGAAGCUCGAGGACCCUGCAUGCUCAGCCUUGACAUGAACAAGCAUAGGAGAAGUGAGUGGAGUGAAGCAAUGCUUCGGAAGUGCGAGGAAGAACAGAUGGGAGAUUGGAGGAAGUGGGAGAAAUCUGUUAUGCUUUCAACCAGCAGCGAUGCUAUGGCGAUGAGCUCUCAAUAUUUCAGGUGUGCUCAGCUUCCCACAGGGCUCGGAUUGCGUUCAUCGGGCCGACCUUCUCGUCCACACAGCAUCAGCAAUGAACGAUCAGUGGGAUUGGCUUUGCUGCUGGAUGACAUUUGAGGGCCUGUUUGGUGAGGCUUAUUGGUGAGGCCCACCAAUAAGCCCAUUAAUAAGCAAUCCACCCAUGCUUCUUUUUUCUGUUUCUCUAGCGCUCUCAUAUCAUGGAACCAUAGUUUUUGAGGGCUUGAGGCCAGGUCAACGUCUCUGUUCAACAUUUUGAACCAGUUGGACUGCUGGUUUGUUUGGUACUAAUGUUUUGCUAUUUAGACAAUUUAUGCUGCAAGUAAGAAAAGCUGUGGCUAUGA
This is a messenger RNA of Panicum hallii, 1939 nucleotides long. RefSeq lists its product as uncharacterized. NCBI's taxonomy places the organism in Eukaryota, Viridiplantae, Streptophyta, Magnoliopsida, Poales, Poaceae. The coding region runs from base 237 to 1694 and encodes 485 amino acids. The transcript has 3 exons. The record is from RefSeq and is a predicted model, not a curated record.